AUGCCACAAAAAAGUAAAAUUUGGGAUUAUUGGAGAACUUUGCCACUCAACGAAUUAAGUCAACUUGAUAGUUUUAGUGAGACAUCAAGUAAUGAUGAAGAUGAUACUGAAGAUGUUGUUUCUUCAUCAACAAAUACUCAAGAUCAGGAAGGUUCCAAAAAAUUACAUCCACCUGUACAAUGUAAAUACUGUCCUAAAAAAUUUAAACAUGGACUUGCAACUCAUAUGCAAAAGCAUACUAAUGAUUGUUUAAAUACACCUGAAUCAGCAAAAAUUAUUAAAAAACCAAAGUUGCAAGAUUCGAAUUUAACACAACAAACAUUUAUCGAAUCACAAACAGCAAUUCAACAAAUGAUUUAUGAUCAAAGUACAAUAUCAUUAGAAGCACGAAUUAAGGUACAAUUACAUUCAGAUGAAUUUUGGAAUAAUCUAAAAUUUAUUAUUAGAAUUCUUAAACCAAUUGUUGCUACUUUAAAAGCAUUCGAAGCUAAUAACUCAACAAUUUCAACAACUUAUUCAUGCUUUAAUAUGCUCUUAACUAAAAUUCAAAAAAUUAGUUGUAGUUAUUCAGCAGAAAUUCAACAAAAAAUUCAAAAUUGUUGGAAUUAUAUCUACCAUCCUAUUAUGACUAUCGCAUUUUUAUUGGACCCAAAUUAUCUUAAAGAAAGCAAGACAAAUAAUCAUGAAUCAGAUUGUUUGUCAACAUUUGCAAACUUUAUUUCUUUAAAGUAUCCUAAUGAAGAAGCUUCUAAAAUAUAUGCAGAGUUAUUAAAAUUUUGUAACAAACAAAUACCAUAUAAUAAUGAGUUAAUUUGGAAUUCAGCUAUUUAUCUCAAUCCUUCGACUUGGUG
Dentiscutata heterogama is the source of this 851-nucleotide messenger RNA. NCBI's taxonomy places the organism in Eukaryota, Fungi, Glomeromycota, Glomeromycetes, Diversisporales, Gigasporaceae. The record is from the annotation of a GenBank genome assembly.